Messenger RNA from Orussus abietinus, 3788 nucleotides. It is a transcript of the gene dor, whose product is annotated as vacuolar protein sorting-associated protein 18 homolog. Gene Ontology annotation, molecular function: protein-macromolecule adaptor activity. Gene Ontology annotation, cellular component: HOPS complex; endosome. The record is from RefSeq and is a predicted model, not a curated record. Gene Ontology annotation, biological process: endosome organization; endosome to lysosome transport; lysosome organization. Bases 538 to 3501 code for a protein of 987 amino acids. The transcript is spliced from 18 exons. Lineage: Eukaryota; Metazoa; Arthropoda; Insecta; Hymenoptera; Orussidae.
CCGGACUCAAGUUCGUUCUAUAACUGGAGUUAAUCGAAGUUUAACUGGUUAUGACCGAUUUAAACUUCGGUUAACUCGAAUUGUGGAAUUCUGACGUUAUUGGAUAUAAUGCAUAGUAAAGGCGUUCCAGGCAACCCAUAGUAUUAAAGAUUGGUUUUUAACCUAGAUAAUUUUUUUAUUGCAUGGUUAUCUACGGAGCAUAACCUCAGUUGCUUUGACCAGCUGUAGCGAAGCCAAAUGUCAUGAUGAAUUGUUAUGUACAACCAGUUGUUAGGUAGUCAUUGUUCUUUGAUGCAAUGGAUGACACAAUGUGUUAGAGUUGUCAAAGUUAAAUGCUGCUUUGUAGAAAUUUCGGACAGUAUGCUUCUGUUCUUAGCCAGUACGAAUUUCCAGUGGCUUCAGUCUUUCAAAAUCUAUUUUAAUAUGUGUUAAAUACUCGAGAGAGAAGAUCGUGAAAAGUAAAUUAUUAAAGGGACAUAUAGAAACGUUCUAUAGAGUUAUUUAGAAACAUCGUUUACUCUGCGUUCCUCUUGAGCAAUGACUUCGAUAUUCGAUCAGUACGAGCAAGCUUCGCAGAGGUCGAAACAGACCCAUCCACCUCCGGUUCGACCUGAUAUCAGUACUGCAGGCUUUAUACAGAUGAAGCUGCAGGAUGACGGUCCCAUAUUCAUUAAACAGAAGGUCAAUUUUCGACCGUCGGAUAAAAUCAGGCAUCUAGUUACAAGCAAUAACUUUAUUGCGAUUGCUAUGACAGAUAAUAUUCUAUUAAGAAUUGAUAUGAAGCAGCCAGACAAAAAGGAAGAGAUUAAUAUUUCCAAAUAUGCGACAAACAUGAGGCUUUCAGGACUUUACAUGGAUCCACUUGGUCAUCAUUUGUUGCUGACCUUUGUACCAAAAGAAGGAGAUAAUCCUCCAGCAGAGCUCUAUUAUUUACAUAGGAAAACUACAAAAUUAAAGCCAGCUGGAAAAUUUAAGGGUCACGAAAUAACUGCUGUCGGAUGGAACUUUGCAAACACCUCCGAAACAACUUCUGGGCCAAUUUUACUGGGAACGUCAACUGGUCUCAUCUUUGAGACUGAAAUUGGAAUAGAGGGAGAGAAGAUAUUCAAUACUAGCUUGGAACAAUAUUGGCGGCAGGUGUUUGACAUUGGGAAGCAGAGUAGACCACCGAUCACUGGUUUGGAGUUUCACAGACUGCCAUCAAAGGUCCCAAAGACCGAUAGAUACAUCGUCAUCGUGACAACUUUAAUUCGGAUCUACCAGUACAUUGGCACAGUGUCGAACCCUGAUGAGAAACCGCUUCUGCAACAGAUUUUUAAUAAAUAUUUAAACGCCAAAGAAUGCUUCACACAGUUGGAAAGCUCCUUACCGUACUCGAGAAUGCAGUGUUAUUAUCCACAGCCUAGAGUUUUGCCAAAGUCCUUCGGUUGGUUGACGGAAACUGGAAUUCUUUAUGCCGAGAUCAAUCCUGAAACCGAUCCAGACAAUGUUCUGGUGAACCAACAAAUGUUAAACUGUCCGGUCAUAAGUUUAAUUGGAACUAGUUCGAGCUUAAAGCCAUCGGUUCCACUGGCUUUUGUCCUGACAGAAUUUCAUGCAUUGCUGCUUUAUGUGGAUCAUGUAAAAGGUGUUUCCCUUUUAAAUCAAGAACUCAUAUUCGAGGACAUCUACAAUGAGCCCCUUGGAAAACUAAUAAAUAUUACGAAGGAUCCUAUUACUGGUUGCAUUUGGGCCUAUAGUCAAUCCGCUGUUUUUAAAUACAAGGUGACGAAGGAGGACCGAAACGUUUGGCAGAUUUAUGCAGACAAAGGGGAGUUUGAACUGGCCAAGCAAUAUUGCAAGGAUAAUCCUGCCCAUUUGGACCAAGUGCUGGUGAAGCAGGCAGAAAUGCUUUUUAAAAAUAAAGAGUUCGAGAAGAGUGCCAUGAUCUACGCAGACACACAUUCAUCCUUUGAGGAGAUAUCAUUGAAGUUUCUUCAGAAAUCUCAAGUGGAGGCUCUAAAAACAUUCCUUAAAAAGAAAUUGGAGGGCCUUAAACCGCAAGAUAAAACACAGAUUACCAUGAUCGUCGUAUGGGUUAUCGAACUUUUCAUGAACCAAAUGGGUUUGCUCCGCAACCAGCAGACUUCACAUCUGCACAAUUCUCAAUACAUCGAGCUACAGAAACAAUUCGAUAGUUUCCUCGCCAUUCCGAAAGUUGAGGAGUGCGUCAGGAGGAAUCGUAGCACUAUUUACGAUUUGGUGGCCAGCCAUGGUGACAAGGACAAUUUAAUUCGCCUGACGAUCGUGCAUCACAAUUACGAGGAGGUCAUACGCCAGCAUUUGUACAAGAAUAAUUAUCUGGAAGCUCUGGAAGUCCUGCAGAGUCAGAAGAACAAGGAGCUCUUUUAUCAGUUCAGUGGAACUUUGCUUCAGGAGCUGCCGAAGCCUACGGUGGCUGCUCUGAUUUCUCAGAAAUCUCUGUUAAAGCCUUCAAAGCUUCUCCCAGCUCUGGUUUCCUGCACUGGCGACGAGAAACAUGCAACAGAGGUAAUAAGGUACCUGGAGUUCUGUGUCUACAAACAAGGAUGUCAGGAGCAGGCCAUUCACAAUUUUCUGUUGUCCCUCUAUGCUAGACACAAGCAAGACGAGAUGAUGCGAUAUAUCAGUUCGCAGGGCCAGGAUGUAACAAUUGUACACUACGAUGUACAUUAUGCCCUUCGUCUCUGUCAAGAGACAGGCUUGACCGAAGCCUGUGUACAACUCUCCGCUCUCUUGGGACUGUGGACCACUGCGGUAGACCUGGCACUGACAAUCAGCGUAGAUUUGGCUAAGCAGAUCGCAGCCAUGCCUUCUCACCAUGAUGACGAGUUAAGAAAGAAACUGUGGCUGAAAAUAGCGGAGCAUGUGGUAAGGGAGAGAGAUGACAUCGAGCAAGCGAUGGAGUUCCUUCAGCAGUGUGAUCUGGUUCGCAUCGAAGACAUCCUGCCAUUUUUCUCCGACUUUGUGACCAUCGACCACUUCAAAGACGCGAUCUGCAAUUCUCUGCAAGAGUACAAUAAGCAUAUUCAAGACCUCAAGGAGGAGAUGGAGGAGGCAACGAAAGCUGCAGAACUGAUCAGGAAAGAGAUUCAGUCGUUUCGAAACAGGUGCACGUACGUUCACGCGAGGGACACUUGCAAUGCCUGCGAGGUGCAAUUACUCCUGCGACCGUUCUACGUGUUCCCCUGUGGCCAUAGGUUUCACAGCGAUUGCCUUGUUGCUGCUCUAAUACCGAUGCUGUCUACCGAGCAACAGACCACAUUGGCUGACUUGCAACGACAACUCAUUUCAGAUUCCAAACCUGAGGAAAAUGCAUCGGCUAGACUGGAAUCGCAGAGUACAAAAGACAAAGUCAAAGCUCAGAUCGAUGACUUGGUUGCUUCGGAGUGUCUUUACUGCGGAGAACUCAUGAUCGAAUCAAUUGACAAGCCAUUCAUAGAAGAAGAGGAUUACGAGAGGGUAAUGAAGGAGUGGGCAUAAGCAAUGUUCCAUUGGAAAUGGGACGAUGGAACCUGAAAUAUUGAUAACUUGUGCAAUUUUAAGGUACAAUAGACACUGUGCUGCUUAUUUCCAUUAGAUCGUCGCAUCUAAGAGGAGAAACUGCUAGGUUCGAUGCAACCACGGUAAGAAUGUCCGAAGGCAAAGCAGCGUUUGUCUCUGUAACAGCUCGAAGUAAUAUGUACAGUUUAUGUAAAUCUAAUAUCAAUGUAUUUCGUACACCGCGUGUUUAUUUAUAUCGAGUAAACAAUGCAUGACAUAAAGUGUAA